ACAAUUCGUAUAAAACCACCUAUAGUCAAACUAGUACCCAGUGCAGUGGCAUCUCAACUGCCAAUUGAAACGGUCCAAUAUGAAAUCUCCGGUGCUGUUGCUCGUUUUGUGCCAAGUGGCUGCGAUUUUCAGCCAAGCUUUAGAUGCCGAUCGAACGAAAUUCACAUUCGAAUUCCUCCGGCAGAUCCACCGGGAUCAUCCGGAUGAGAACUCGAUUCUUUCUCCGUUGGCCAUCCACACGGUGCUUUCGAUGAUGUAUCCGGUAGCCGAUCCUGGUGCAGCCGCUGAAAUGCGAAGUGUUCUAGGGCUGGCGGAGAACUCGGACCAGGUGGAGUCCACGAUCCGUGAGCUGCUGGGAAGCUCAAAGAAUGAGGCUCUCAAUAUGGCCUUCAAAAUGUACCACUCGAAGCAGAACGAAAUCCGUCGGGAGUUGUUGAACACAUUCCGAGAUCGGUACCAGGUUCCAUUGGAGGCCGUCGAUUUUGAACAGGGACAACAGGUUGCGGACUCAGCUAAUGCUUGGGUUGAUCGGGUAACGGAUUCAAAGAUCCAGAAUCUGUACACUGCCGAUGAUUUCUCCCCCGACGACAGUAUGAUGCUGCUGAAUGCCAUUACAUUGAACGCCGAGUGGAAGUAUAUGUUCUUCCCGGAUAGCACCAAGAAGGAAGUUUUCCAUUUCGAGAACGGUGACCACGAGGUUGACAUGAUGUACAAUGUCGCUCAUCUGCCUUACUGCGAAACGCGAGGCUUAAGAGCACUGGAGCUCCCCUACAAAUCUAAAACCGAUUUGUCAAUGUUAAUAAUCCUACCAUCAGAAGGUACAAGCCUAAAUCAAGCCUUGGAGACUUUAAACGAACAAGUUUACGAUGAAAUUAAUAACAAUAUGAAAAUCCGUUACUUUGACCUGUUUUUCCCCAAGUUUUCCAUAACGAAGAAAACCAAAGCCAAGGACAUUUUGUCAACCAUGGGACUGAAGAGAGUUUUCCAAUCCGGUGCGUUCGAUGCUUCCAGCAAAGGACCCUUUAUGAUAACUGGUAUCAAUCAGAACGCCAGAAUCGAUGUCAAUGAGAGGGGCACCGUAGCUGCUGCCGUCACUGAAAUGAGAGGCAUAUUGACAUCCAUGCCCAGGACGCUCCGCAUCGACCGGCCAUUUGUGUAUCUGAUCCGAAAACAAUCGACCAAAGAAAUUAUUUUCAUUGGGCAUUUUUCACACUUCCAGUAGGUGAAGCAAAGGUGGUCAAAUGGAAGGAUCUCUGGUCUAGGGGAGCAUACUCUUAUAUGCCCCAUCUAAGCGAAUCGCUAAAUUUCCGUGUAAUCCAUGUACAUUUUGAGUAAAAUAACGAGAGUUACCUCGAAGCCUUAUUUGUCAUUGAAAAACCAUAGCCAAAGCCGAACUAAAUUGUGUUCUAAAUUACCGCCACUAUGUUGCAUUUUAAAAAGAGUUCAAAUUGCUGUUGUGCUCUUUGCUAACUGCUUAGACGCUAAUUGCAUAUUCGAAGGCGCUGAUUGCCUGCACAGAUUACUUCGACGGCUGGGAGAAGCUUAUCUUAAAGGCGGUUUUAAAACUUCGAAGCUGUUGUAUUUUACUUAUACAAAAGUACUGCUGAUGAAACAGCAAACUUGUGUUUAACGAAAAAUUUAGAUUUUAAUCGAUUUGUGCUGCUUUUCCUGAAAUACCGUGCCAUGAAAGCAUAAAGUGUUGCAGUUCAUUUCCCUGAUAAAAUGUCUUUCAACAAAAAAAGAGUACAUUCCACAAGAUAUUACAAAAAGAAGAGUACGCUCAUUUAUCGAUUCAGUAUUUCUCAAUUGGGCGGAGCUCUAGCGUGAUGGGAGGGUUCUUGUCCUUGGGAACCACUUGCCACCACGUUGUUGGCGGCGUACCACUCCAUGGCAUUUUUACCGUAAUGGCAAGAUGCCAAAUCCAGCCAAAACAGUACGGAACAACCGUGUUUCUUC
Messenger RNA from Uranotaenia lowii, 1956 nucleotides. Its product is annotated as serpin B4-like. The record is from RefSeq and is a predicted model, not a curated record. Bases 80 to 1222 code for a protein of 380 amino acids. Gene Ontology annotation, molecular function: serine-type endopeptidase inhibitor activity. Lineage: Eukaryota; Metazoa; Arthropoda; Insecta; Diptera; Culicidae. The transcript is spliced from 3 exons.